CUCUCUCUUUCUCCUCGCAAGUGUAAGGUCAGAGACGCAAUACGGCACCGUUCAAAGAUUUGUAAAAAAUAAAGAGAGAAAAUGUAAAAGUCGUUGGCAUUUGAAUAAAGAAGCUAACUUUUCCUCAUAUACAACCUUUUCUUCUUUUUCAUUUCUUGGCUGAUGUUUUUAUUAGACAGACCCCAUUUUCAUAUAUUCAUUCAUUAAACUUUAUUUAUUCAUUUUUUUGUUAUUGGUAUAUAUCAUCACAAACCAUCAUCAACAAUCAAAACAGUUAGUUAUAUAUCAUAUAGUAUAAUAGAUGUCUUCUAAUACGAGCUACUACCGAUCGCCCUUCGGAGACACGACCUUCACAAAAGUGUUCGUCGGAGGCUUAGCAUGGGAAACUCCGACCGAGGAAAUGCGUCGUUACUUUGAGCAGUUCGGUGAGAUUCUCGAAGCAGUCAUCAUCACCGAUAAGGUCACCGGCAAAUCUAAAGGCUAUGGUUUCGUCACGUUUCGAGAGCCAGAGUCAGCGACGAGGGCAGUAGCCGAUCCAAAUCCUGUGAUCGAUGGAAGAAAGGCAAAUUGUAAUAUUGCGUCUUUUGGACAGCCCCGACCAUCGACGCCUCGAGGGAGAGGACAAGGAGGAAGCCCUAGUCGGUAUCAAGGAGGAGGACAAUCAGGCUAUUCCGGAAUGCCUGGUUCGCUGCAACAAGCUGCGACUGCCCAGCUCAUGUAUCCGUCCUACGGGUACACCUACAAUUCUGAAUAUGGGUACCACCAAGCAUUAUACAACACACAACUCCAACAAGCACAAGCACAAUACUACCAACAGCAAAUGUACGGCGGAGGAGAAACAUCACCAUCAUCUUCCAACAUCAUGCCUUCUCCUUACUAUUACCUCCAAGCUCCAAGCCCUAGACCAUAUUCUCAUCAGCAUUAUGCUCAUCAUAUUAACCAUCAGCAGCAACAGCAACAACGCUUAACUUCUGCUUCUUCUUACCUAAUCCACCCAUCCAAUUUCGGGGUUCCUACUACUUUCUCUAAUGCCCCUUCUUCCCAAGAGCCAAUAUCUUCUUCGACCGAAUCACAAGCACCACAUCAAGUGUCUGGAGGAGGAGAACUCGAUGUAACGGAUGCAACUGAAAGUACAACAACGGACAACAGAGAGUAGACAUCAUCUUCUUGAUCAACUGCGUCUCCAACUUGUACAAUCUUUUGACAUUUUUUACGCUCUCUUUCUCUUCAUCCAACAGAGAAAAAAGCUGAUUCGUUUAUUUUCUCAGCCAAAUCCAUGUAUGACUUACCA
Molecule: messenger RNA, 1291 nt
Organism: Brassica oleracea var. oleracea
Lineage: Eukaryota; Viridiplantae; Streptophyta; Magnoliopsida; Brassicales; Brassicaceae
Product: probable RNA-binding protein ARP1
Exons: 6
Coding region: 302-1156 (284 amino acids)
Molecular function (GO): RNA binding
Source: RefSeq, a predicted model, not a curated record